This is a messenger RNA of Trichechus manatus latirostris (Florida manatee), 2051 nucleotides long. It is a transcript of the gene LIN52, whose product is annotated as lin-52 DREAM MuvB core complex component. The transcript is spliced from 6 exons. Gene Ontology annotation, cellular component: DRM complex. Lineage: Eukaryota; Metazoa; Chordata; Mammalia; Sirenia; Trichechidae. The record is from RefSeq and is a predicted model, not a curated record. Bases 170 to 520 code for a protein of 116 amino acids. Gene Ontology annotation, biological process: regulation of DNA-templated transcription.
AACAACUGCGCUAGGGGGCGUGGCUAGAACUAGGGGGCGGAGCUAGGCAAAGAUUGCCCUAUGGGGCGGGGAAACAAGACCGGGCUGAGAGUUGGGGAUAGGGUUCCCCUUUGGGGGCGGGGCUUAUGGAUUCCUGCUUUCCCGCCGACGGUUGGCCACGUCACGUGACAUGGGUUGGAAGAUGGCGUCUCCCAUAGACGGGACGGAUCUGGAAGCAUCUUUGCUAAGUUUUGAAAAACUUGACCGUGCCUCACCAGACCUUUGGCCUGAACAGUUACCAGGUGUUGCUGAAUUUGCAGCUUCCUUCAAAAGUCCAAUUACUAGCUCUCCACCCAAAUGGAUGGCUGAAAUAGAACGUGAUGAUAUUGACAUGUUGAAAGAACUGGGCAGUCUCACCACGGCUAAUUUGAUGGAGAAGGUACGAGGCCUACAGAACCUGGCCUAUCAGCUGGGUCUGGAUGAGUCCAGAGAGAUGACACGGGGGAAGUUCCUCAACAUUCUAGAGAAACCCAAGAAGUAGCAGCCGCUUGUGGACGGGAUGUCCUGGGAACUGUAACCAUGCUCCCUUCCCGGUGCAGCUCUGACCACGCACACCUCACUGCUUCCUCGGGAGAGGCUGGGGGGUGUACCUCCAGGACCGACCCCCUCCCCGCUCCUGGCACUCUGCGCCUCUGAGGACUUUGGGCAGCAAGAGAAGAAUCUGCUCUACCCAAGGAUCAUUGCAAUUAUUCAAUCAGCUUCCAGACUGGCGUUCUUAACCUUGGAUGUGGCUAACACCAGAGGGUGUAUCCUUCUUAAGGGUUAAAGUCCUGCUUCUUCAUUUCCAGAAGUGAUUCAGGAGUCCCAGUAUCUCACAGUUGAUUUGAUUAAGUAAUGGCAAAGCCAAUUGUGAUAUGUUGAUUGGAUGGGUUCUUUUGAGUUGUACUUGACCUGUUAGGAAGUGUUUAUGAUGCAAGGAAACCAGAUACCAACCAGAUUCUGGACCAGUCCAUGCAGCCUGACCUGUGAACUCUCCAGUAUCUACUAGGUUCCAAGAAUCCCCAGCUGGAGAAACCAGAGUCUUCUCAAAAUAUGCAGCUGCUUUUUCAAUUCUACACUUCUCAUGAUAGUCCCAUCCCCCAAUGCAUUCUUCACUUCCCAGCUCCUGCCAUCGAUUCUGACUCCAGGGAGGGGAAUCCCGGAGUAGGGAGUCCCUCCUGGGAUUAGCUUGUAUAGUGAAAGCCUCAUGGAAAGUUACACUGGGUUCUAGACCUCAAGGCCAAUAUGAAGGUAGCAGAAAGGACUUUUGAGUUCUGGAUAAUGUGUUACAGAUUGAAGCCAGAAAUCUGGCCCGAAAGAUAGAAAAGGGUGCUGACUGAUUUGUAGGAACCCAUUUGGUUAGAAACUAGAAAGCCGAAUAGACCUUAAAGAAAUGUGCUGUGGGAUGGUGGCAAUGUUUUGUCCCCCUCGUCCCCUCAUGCAGCACAUUUCAGAUACUUCACCUGUCUGACAGAAAUACACACAGACGAGAGAGAGAAUUUCCUGACUUAAAUACAGCUCAUAUGAAGCUCUUCGCCAGUUACCUGCCCCCCGUGUUAAAAUCUGAAAAUCUGGUCUGUGGGCAAAGUCAGUUACACGUGUUCUCCCCAUUUUGUCUUAUAAGCCAGCCCCAGCCUCUGAUGUUUUAGAAGUACACAGGGUUUCUGACACUUUAUGAAAAGACAUCCAUGUGGCAGUAGUCCGAUGGUGUUUGGACACAAGUUUUUGGUCCUGAGUGUCUGCUAGGGUGUAGCACGCUCCACUUCACUGUCGGGGCCAUCAAAACUUGUGCCUUGUUUCCCAUUCUAGAAUUAGUGUUGAGUUUUUGUCUUAUUUGUGCCAUUUGAGUAUCUGUGCAAUUUUACUUAUUGAAAAGGAAAAACAAAACAAAACUAAACAUGAGACACAAAGGAUAAGGAAGGAGGAAUACGUUCAGCCUGGUGCUACGUAGAAGUUUAGGUUGUGAAGGCUUUGAUUUUAAGUUAAGCUUAUUGACAUUCCUUUAUCUCACUAAAUGCGGUUGAAGUGUGUGU